Messenger RNA from Staurois parvus, 2094 nucleotides. Lineage: Eukaryota; Metazoa; Chordata; Amphibia; Anura; Ranidae. The record is from the annotation of a GenBank genome assembly.
AUGCUGGUGAACGUGGUCACAGGGCAGCUUAGGUACUCAGUGAAGGAGGAGUUGAAUCACGGGGCGUUUGUGGGCAAUGUCAUCAGUGACCUGGGUCUAGAUCUCAAGCAGCUGCCCAAACGAAGCUUCAGUAUCACAUCUGGUAAUGACAAGCAGUAUUUUGAUGUAAAUCUAGGGAAUGGAGUCCUAUUUGUAAAUAGAACAAUAGACCGAGAAUCGCUUUGUGUCCCAAGUGCUCCCUGCAUAAUCAAUCUGGAGGUCGUCAUAGGGAACCCUGUGGAGGUGCACAACAUCGAGAUAGAGAUAUUAGACAUUAAUGACCAUGCCCCGAAAUUUCCUAGAAAUGAAUACUAUUUGAAUAUCAGUGAGUCAGCUGUGCCUGGAGCUAGGUUUCCUAUUGAGAGUGCACUGGAUCCUGACAUAGGCAGCAAUUCUAUUCAGACUUAUAAACUGAGUGACAAUGAUUACUUUGCGCUCGACCUAAAGACGUUUAAUGGAAACAGCAAGCUGAUUGAAAUUGUGCUGAAAAAACCAUUAGACAGAGAACAGAAAUCUCUUCAUCGGCUGGUUUUGACAGCUAUAGAUGGGGGCAGUCCGGUAAAAUCUGGCACGGCCCAGAUUUUGAUAUAUGUGAUGGACACGAAUGAUAACAAUCCAUUCUUUGAUAAGUCUACCUACAAAGCCAGUCUGCUUGAAAAUUCACCAGUAGGUACUUUAGUGGUCAAGCUAAAUGCAUCUGAUCCAGAUGAAGGAUCAAAUGGUGAAGUUGCAUAUUCAUUCAGUAGCUAUACCCCACAGAAAGUUAGGCAGUUGUUUACUAUAGAUGCAAAAUCUGGAGAAGUUAGAGUAAAUGGACCGUUGGACUUUGAAAAGUCAUCAUCCUAUGAAAUCUAUGUGCAGGCCACUGAUAAAGGUCCAGUUCCUAUGGCAGGACAUUGCAAAGUGUUGGUUGAAAUAAUUGAUGCCAAUGACAAUGCCCCAGAGAUAGUUGUGACUUCGAAUUAUUCUCCUGUUGCUGAGAACUCACAGGAAGACACCGUUGUGGCUUUAAUGAGUGUAAAUGACCAAGAUUCAGGGAUCAACAAACAAGUUAGCCUAACAAUCCAGCAAAACCUUCCAUUUAAAUUAAAGUCCUUUAAGAAUACUUAUAAACUGGUGACUGAUGGUAAACUGGAUCGAGAAAAGUGCCCUUCUUACAAUAUCACAGUGACAGCUACAGACUCUGGGAAUCCACCACUGUCAUCUCAGAGAACACUCUAUGUGGAAAUCUCAGAUGUGAAUGACAACCCUCCAGUAUUUGAAGAGCCAUCUUACUCCAUGUAUGUUUCGGAAAACAAUGCCCCAGGAGUGUCGGUGUUUUCAGUAAAAGCUGUGGAUCAAGAUUUAAAUGAAAAUGCGUUUGUUUCAUACAUGCUUCUUCAAGGGGAUGCUGAAGGGCUCCCUGUUUCUUCAUAUGUUUCUGUCAAAUCUGACAAUGGAAUCAUAUAUGCAGUCCAGUCAUUUGACUAUGAAAAAAUAAGAGAAUUCCGAUUUGUUGUUCAAGCACAAGAUGCUGGAAACCCUCCACUUAGCAGCACUGCUACUGUAUAUGUUUUUAUUGUAGAUCAAAAUGAUCACGCGCCAACAAUUUUGUUUCCAGCUCCAACAAAUGGUUCAAGGUCCAUUGAGAUGAUUCCCCAAGCCUCGAAUGCUGAAUACCUUGUUACAAAAGUUAUUGCAGUUGAUUUAGACUCGGGACAAAAUGCUUGGUUGUUUUAUAACUUAGGCAAGUCCACAGAUCCUAAACUUUUUAAGGUAGACUUGCAUACAGGAGAAAUAAGGACUACAAGGAAAGUUGCAGAUGACAGUAUUAGCAACUACAACUUGACUGUUAUUGUAAGAGACAAUGGGGAACCUCCUCUUUCCUCUUCCACCACUAUAAGUGUGGCCGUUGUGGACAAGAUUUCAAAACUUGUCCCAGACUCCCGUAGACACGUUAAAAAUAGCACAAGCUUCUCUGAAAUGACUCUUUAUUUGAUAAUAGCUCUGUGCUCUAUUUCAUUUGUAUUUCUUUUGACGCUGAUUGUCAUUUUUGUUCUUAAAUGCUGUAAGUAA